AGAAGGCAGCACUGUGAUUUUAACACAGGUAUCUUAGGGCUUUUAUUGUAACAGCGUCAAAGAAGAAUGCCCAUCGAUAGCGCGUCACCGCAUCAAACAUGUCUGUCAGUGGCUCUUCCUUGAGCGUCUGACGCGCUCAGGAAGCGUUCCGCGACGCGCUCGAUGCGGCUGCGGAUAUUAUACACUCUUUCGUGCGCCAUAGAGGAAUGAUUAUCCACAAUCGAGUGCGCGAUGUUUUGUGAUGGCCAGGAGGAGGAGGACAGUGCUCUCUCAAUCUUGUGUUUAUGAGCAGUCAGCACAGUGACUCCCACACAUGCCAUAGAUGUCCUUCCCUUAGCUCACUGAGCUAACUUUAUUUCUCCUCAUCACCCCUGAUAUCCUUCCACUCUUCCCUCUCUCAUGCCUCUUGCUCUGUCUUCACUCUAUCUCUCUUCUCGUAUCUGUCCCUUGUCCAUCCCAUUUGACUUUCCCAUCCUCCCUUCCUCUGUCACUCCUGCUUUGUGUCGAAUGUCAUAAUGGUGUGCUGUGGUCGAGCGCUGGACUCCCCCUGCACUCUGGCUCUGUUAGUGGGCUUCCAGUUCGCGUUUGUCCUCUACUUCUCCCUGGGAGGCUUUCGUGGCCUAGUGUCUGUUUUGGUUCAUUCCACCGAGCCUGAGAUCGACUACUCUCGACCGCAUGACGUCUACACCAACCUCACCUCUCUGCUGCUCCACCAUCCAGGACCCAGUGUACCAGAACAGCAGCUCAGAGACUGUAUACUGCCCUCUCCACUGCUGGUGGGUCCUGUUUCUGUCCACCUCUCCUCACCCCCCUCCCUGGAGAAGAUAAAAGAGAAGAACCCCUUGGUGACCUUAGGGGGUCAUUACCGCCCACCAGACUGUGAGCCACGGCACCACACAGCCAUCGUGGUCCCCUACCGGAACCGCCAGACCCACCUCCGCGCCCUCCUUUACCAUCUGCACCCCUUUUUGCAGCGGCAGCAGGUCCACUACGGCAUUUACAUUGUGCACCAGUCAGGGAACUCCACGUUUAACCGAGCGAAGUUGCUGAAUGUUGGAGUGCGGGAGGCGCUGAAAGAGGAGGACUGGAGCUGUAUUUUCCUGCAUGACGUCGACCUGCUGCCUGAGAAUGACCACAAUACCUACACCUGCCACCCCCAGUACCCUACACACCUCUCCAUAGCUAUGGACAAGUUCAGAUACAGGCUUCCAUACUCGCAGUACUUCGGAGGGGUGUCCGCUGUAACCCCGGAGCAGUACCUCAAAAUGAACGGCUUUCCUAACCAGUACUGGGGCUGGGGAGGAGAGGACGAUGACAUUGCAGCUCGAGUCCGUCUCUCUGGGAUGAAGAUAAUGCGCCCCCAUUUGGCCAUUGGGCAUUAUAAGAUGAUCAAACAUAAAGGAGAUCAGGGUAAUGAGCAGAACCCGAGAAGGUUUGACUUGCUGAAGCGCACAAGGCUGAACUGGCGCUCAGAUGGACUGAACUCGCUGACUUAUGAGCUCCUGUCCAAAGAGUUGGAGCCAUUGUACACAAAUUUAUCUGUCAACAUUGGGGAUGAUCCACACCAUCCCCCUGUGAAGGCUCCACCCCGGAAAUCAGAGCCUCAACCCGCUCCAACUCCUAAAAUGAAGACUGAAAAAGUGGGUGUGGUCAUCAAUCAUAAUGCCACAAAAGUGGAGCCCAUCCACUUGAAGGCCAGUAAUGAAAGUUCAAAUGUUGUUCAAAAAACUCCUUUGAAACAGGAGGUAGGAUGAUACUGAUAAUCAAGUAUCCACAGACAAUUCACAGGGUGAGUUAUUAAUGGAUAGUGGAGGGAAUACCAGUUUGCUCUUUAUUUUAUAUCGUGAAGCAUUGCUUCUCUAGGCAAAUAAGUUCAUUCCACUGAAAGUAGACUGAAACUGGUCCGGCCAUCUCUGAAUGUGGUUCAGCUGCUGAUAUGGUGAAGUUUGCACAAGUCUGAAGAUCUCGUUUCACUGUAGGUGUCGUAUCAGAGUGGGCCGAGUUGUAAACGCUCUCGAAAGUGACCUAUCGACGUACCUGUGCAAGUCCUGUGUGUUUUUGAGCUGACCUGCUGCCAGCUGCUGCUCUUCACCCCACUGUGUGGGUCUGUUUUUCUGUGCCUUUUCUUGCCCUUGAACCAGUCUCUUAUCAACAUGCCAUGACUAAGUCGAAAGCAUUAUUACUGCACACCACUGUUAUUGAUACUACAGUUGAAUGCUCUUUCCACAUGUUUAUCUAUUUUUCUCUUCUUUUAAUAUCUAAUCAGCACACACUGCUUUGUGAUCUAGUGCUUGAGCAGACGUGUAUCACUGUGGUCUAUUUUUGGUCUUACUGUACAAACUUAGAAAGGUGUGAUCUUUGAUUGUGAGCACUGGCUUAUUUUCUCUUUUAGCUGCUCAGAUACCUAUUAAUAAUUUUAUGAUGCAGUGUAAAAGAAAAGAAAAGAGUUUAAUUAUUUUAGGUAUUGUGUGGUGCCUUUGUUGGAUUCCAUUUUGGUUGUAGACAAUCAUUGGGAUAAGCAUAUAAAAUGACACAAAUAUUUAUUUGUAAUCUUUACAGACUUCUAUUAUUUGAAUUCAGGAAUAUGUUUCUGUUAAAUAGAUUCGAUGGUUUAGGUUGAAGGUGUGACUUUAGUCUCUAAGAUAUUUGAUAUUGUAAGAUUUUAUAAACAGGUAAUGGGUAAUUUUAUGUUUAGUUAUAUAGCAAGAAUAAAUUUGAUCCGUUAGUGAAAAAUAUUUGUUGUAUCACCAUUAUGGCACUUUUACAGUAUGUAAAAACUGCAUUCUGUAUUAAAUACAAUCCUUGAGUAUAAGCUACAUUUAAAGAACAAAGAUAUCAGCGUCAGAUGUUUUUCUGUUGAAGUUAUUUUGAAAUGAAAAUUGCAUUGCACAUUAUAUUAGCAGGCCCACUGACAUUUUUCACUCUCCCACAAUGCAAACUACAAAACAUUAAGAAAAAUAUCAUAUUAUUUACCGUAAAUGAUAGUCUGAAGGUGCUCAUUGAGAAUUCACCCCAUCAUGUGACAUGGUGCAUAUCUCACUGUAAGUACAACAUAUUUCAAAUCUAGAUAUACAUUUCAGAGAGGCUGUUUAAAUUAUUCUGAUUUUGAUACGCAAUUCUUAGUGUGACUUAGUGUCAUAAGAUAAAAGAAAACAUGGUGUUUUACUUCAUGCCUUUGUAUUAAAUCUACAAAAAGUGUAACUAAGAUAGUAUUCUGAGAUGCAUGUGGCAGAUAAAUCAGUUUCAUCCUAGCAUAUUUGCAAGACCCUUGCAUACUGUAUAUAUAUAUAUAUAUUGAAUAAAGUACAUAGUUUUCUAUCAGAUACAGUAUUUGGCAAUGGUGUUAAACUACUUUAAUGCCUCUAAUUUGAGAACAUUAUUACAUCUGAUAAUAACUGUUUUAGACAUGACAUACUCAGAAAAAAAGUGGUAAGAUUUUAAAGAUUGUGGAUAUUUUUUGUCAUGUCAUUUUUGGUCAAACACUGUUGAUUUGAAUGUGUAUUCCUUUGGCUAUGAUGACUGUUGGUUAUAUAAAUAUACAUAACGGAGACUCUGAAACUGCGUUUCCACCUGUGUCUGAGUUACAUUGAAGUUUGCCACAGAUAUUACUACUGAUCAGUUAUCUUGUGAAUAAACAUUUUACCAUUGUGAUUUGACCAUGCAGCUGUUUAUUGUAUGUUUAUCAACAGA
This is a messenger RNA of Sinocyclocheilus anshuiensis, 3690 nucleotides long. RefSeq names its product beta-1,4-galactosyltransferase 3-like. The record is from RefSeq and is a predicted model, not a curated record. Gene Ontology annotation, cellular component: Golgi apparatus. Gene Ontology annotation, molecular function: galactosyltransferase activity. Lineage: Eukaryota; Metazoa; Chordata; Actinopteri; Cypriniformes; Cyprinidae. Gene Ontology annotation, biological process: galactosylceramide biosynthetic process; carbohydrate metabolic process. Bases 516 to 1754 code for a protein of 412 amino acids. The transcript has 8 exons.